Molecule: messenger RNA, 4071 nt
Organism: Notodromas monacha
Lineage: Eukaryota; Metazoa; Arthropoda; Ostracoda; Podocopida; Cyprididae
Source: the annotation of a GenBank genome assembly
AUGACCGAAGGCGGCAAGAGAGCGGCAUUGUUCAAGGGAUUGUCGCGUUUGACGAACGCCGUCCUGGAAAAAACCGAAUUGAAAGCAAAAACAGAAUAUGUCUUUACAUCAGUUAAAUCCAAAGCAGGAAGAGUUCUGGAAGAAGCGCGUCGUCGGUCGUCUAAAACGGAUCUGGUGGUUAAUGCUUUGAAGCAUAAAUCAUCGAUUGUUGCAAGUUCUUUGAAGGAACAUGUCCUCAAGGGGGAGAUUGAUUUCUCGUUCAUCACCGGGAAAGUGUGCGUUAUGGCGAUUCCUGUGGAAGGAGUCGAGUUCGCCUACCGAAGGCGAAACAGGAGCGAAGAAGUCGCCAAAUUUCUGGAGCAUCAUUUCGGAGAGCGUUACCUAAUCUUCAAUGUUGACGCAGACGAAAAAACUAUCAAUGUGGCUCGGUUUGGAUUUCGAGUGCGCGACUUCCCCGUUACUGCGCAGGGUGGAAACAUUUUUCUGCUGCACCUGGUUCAUUCACUGUGUGGCGUUAUGUAUGAUUACUUGGAAAAGAAUCCGCUUUCGAGUGUCAUCGUUACGUGUGGCGACGGAAUAUCAUUAUGUUCCAUUGUUGUGCCAUGUUUCCUGUUAUAUGCUGGGGUGGCCGAAACUCCUGCGGAGGCGAUAGGGAUGUUCCGGUUGAAGCGAGGGAUUACUAAAUCACUGUCGCCGACGCACGCGAGGUAUCUCAAUUAUUUCGGCCGAUUGGUGAAACGUGAUGUUCAGUCGCACGGUCGGCGAUGUUACAUAGAACAGAUGAAAAUGAGACCGGUCCCUACGUUCAGUUUCAUGAGGGAUGGAUGUCGUCCGUACGUGGAGGUUUGGCAAGGGGAAUCGCUGGUUUUGACGACCAUCAAUGAUCAUGACUGCCUGGAGUUCUAUUGCAUUGAUUAUCGUUCGAAGGCCACUGUUGUGACCGGUGAUGUGACGAUAAUCCUCUACCAUGCGCGACGUACCUUGCAAACGUCGGCUGCGUCUGGUGUUCGUAACUUUAAACAAAUUUUGGAUCCUGGUCCAAUCCGAGACGAGUUUACUGGGGGAGACUUAGACUCUGAUGCGGAUUGGACUAAGCUGUCCGGAGAGUUCACAGUGCUGUUGAAGUUGAAAUCUGAGCAAGGUAGUUCGCCCAGCGCGUAUACCAGCGCUCCGUGGGAAAGCUGCGACUCCCCCAAGUCCCCAACAGUUUUAUUCUCCGUCGCGAGAGAAUUGGAUUCAUUGAAGGAAAGAAUGUCCUGUUGGAGUGGGCCUUCUUUCCUUAAAGACUGCGAGCACUUCGAUGACGAUGCGGCUCCCCUUAUAGGCGAUGUCCCGAAGAAGAGGUACGCUUCUGCUCCUAGAGGACAAGGUGAUGCUUUUAGUUGUCAGUUCUCUGAUCUGGAUGAUUCCGAUGUGGAUGCCGACGCAUCGAAUUUAAACAAAAACGACGCUCGGAACUCUGGUUCUUUCGUCCAGGAAGAACGGGCUACCCUUAAUGCAUCGCUCAAGGUGCAAAAAACGUUUAGCCGAGAGUUCAAGGACGUACGACUCAUUUCUCUAGAUGAAGAGCCGAGCGCAGUCAAACUUGACCCGUAUUCGGCAAAGGCGGAUUCCGUUGAAGACGAUGACGACGAUCUUCUGAAUUUGCAUGAUGACCCUCCUGGUGGUUUUCGUCUGGUGGAUGUUGAUUCUAUGGGCGACGGAAGCGAAGCCUUAAUCAAAAUUAAUGCAGACUUAGGAACGUCGGCGUCCAUGACGCGUGAGGAUGUGUUCUCCUUCAACAUGCCUGCAGGUGAUGCUUCACCUCCAAUGGAUUACCAGUGUCCCGAGAUCAGUUGUGGAAUAUCUGAAAGUCUGGAAAUCAAAUCUAUCUCAGCUGCCCCGGACCAUAAUUUUGCUUUUGAUCCAAUCGCAGAGAAUUUGGACGAUGCUUCUCUACGUAUUGAGGCGUGGAAACGCGGGAAAGAGACGAACAUCAGAGCGUUGAUUGCAUCAGUGCAUUACGUUUUGCCUCGUGGAAUCAAUUGGCAUCCUGUCAGCUUGUUCUCCGUGUACAGUGAAGCUGAAUUGAAGCGACAUUACAAUCGAGCAUGUCUGAUUCUGAGCCCGAAUCGAUCCUUGUUCGAGCCUGUAAGCUGUACGUACACGUAUUUGAUAUGUGAUCUGGACUCAAAAAAAGCCGUGUUGGUCGAUCCCGUGCUGCAAGAAGCAGUUCGAGAUAGGAAUCUUAUCAAAGAACUUGGCGUUGACUUGAUUUAUGCAGCCAAUACUCACGUGCAUGCGGAUCAUAUUACCGGCACUGGCAAACUCAAAGAACUUGUGCCGACGUGUAAAAGUUUGCUGUCCCGUGCCAGCGGUGGUGAAGCGGAUGUGCUUGUUGAUCAUGGAGAAGUCAUCGAGGUCGGCAAGUUGCAGAUUGAAGUCAGAGCGACCCCUGGGCACACAAAUGGAUGCGUUACAUACGUGCUGCAUGAUCAGCGAUUGGCGCUAACGGGCGAUGCUUUGUUGAUUCGAGGCUGCGGACGUACGGAUUUCCAACAGGGCGAUAGCAGCAAAUUGUACGAUUCCGUGCAUCAGAAAAUUUUCACGUUGCCAGAGGAUUAUCUGCUUUACCCAGCGCAUGAUUAUCGAGGGAUGACUGUUACCACUGUAGCCGAAGAGAAGAAAUGGAACCCCAGGUUGACCAGGCCUCGGUCAGAAUUCAUUCGUUUGAUGGCCAAUCUUAAUCUACCAUACCCUCGAAUGAUCGAUUUGGCGUUACCAGCGAACUUGGCUUGCGGUAUGCAUCACGUUCCAUCGGAAAUCGACUUCUCUACGAAGUAGGCGUCUUAUUUUAAACAAACACUCAAUAUUCAAUUAACUUGAGGACUUCGGAAAAUGCCCGGACCCAUGCAACAAAUCAAAACCCCUUUUUCGAAUUCGGAGGAAUAUUUGAAGAAUAUUAUCAUUCACAUAAUGGUCGCCUCAUCAACACCAGUAUUCAGCUAUCAACAAACUCAUCAACAAGUUCAAAUGAGAGGGAAAGAAAAGGAAAACACGUCCCAUCCCACCGGAAAUUUUUGGCGUAACAUGGGAACAACGUUCGCGAUCCUGAAAGACAAUCUUACGCAAGGAAAACCUUUGAAAAAUAAACCCGUCGCAUAUCGAGUGGUACAGCACCAGCAGCUAUACUCAAAAAGGCCCUUUUUGCCUCCUCGUUUGUAUCGGCUAAUGAAGUUCUUCUCUGCGUUCGGUUUACGAAACCUCCUGCAUGCUAAUACUUGCUGAAUAUUCGAGUAACUAUCGAUUGCGGUGCGUAACCGGAUUCAACUCGGUGGAAUCCGGAUGCUGAUCACUGCUCGCGAUGCGAGGCUUUUUCCCUGGUUUCUGUACGAGUACCAUGUGAUCGGCGUUCGGUGUUUCUGGAUCCAGGCAUAUUUGAAUUAACACACAAAUCUCUCGCGAGUCGCAUACGCUGUUAAGGAACGUGUUGCGGGAUCAGUUCCGACCGACUUUCCAUUCGAAACCGUUUUGGAUCCUGGAUUUACCGCCUCAUAAGUUGACUUGGAAUCGCCCGAUGAUUCACUUGUACAUCAGCGUUUGUGAAUCUUGAAGUUUCUUUCCCGCAUCAUGUCACCGUAUCGAGUGUUGUAUCUGGAAAUUCAACGAAGAGGACUUCGACCUUUCUAAAGUUAUUAUCUUGUUGUGAGUCGUUUAUCAAGAGUUCCAGUGGAAAUGGAGUAGGUAAAUUAUCGUAUUUUCCGGCGAUGAUGAGUUCUCUCGAGGAAGAGGUAGAUUUCGAACGCCGGAUAUCGACGUUUUCGACACGAAGCACUAAUCAUCGGCAUUUCCGCCUUGCAUCAAGUUUCUCCUCAGUCACCGGUUGGCGAUUCCGCACUGCACACGUCGAUCGUAGCUUUGUCACCGUCUGUCACCGUUAGCACCAUUUCGUUUGACAUCGGGUUCGCGAAGCUUUUUGAAAUGGAAUGCGCUAUCUGGGCGUGGCUCAUCCCUGAAAAAAAAGUCGAAGGGUUCAUUUUCAAAACAUUUCAGGCAAUCGUUGGGUUGUUCUCAUAAUUCUUGCUGCUGAAG